GUGGUUUCAAUAUGCGAAACGGAAAAUAAUAAAACAACUUGCACACUCACAGAGAAAAGAAAAAAGAAAGAGAGAAAGGGAGGGUUUUCGGUGCAAAGACAGAGAGAGAGAAGGAGAGAGACUUUGGAUAUUUAUCUUCAUCUUCUGCUUCUUCUUCUUCUGCUUGUGUUCUGUUUGUUUGGCAGCGGCGGAACCACUGAGACGAACAAUAAAGCGAAAGAAAGCCGUACCGGCAGUCUCAGAUCUAAGGGUUUUCUCACAGAGGGAGAGAGAGAGACAGAGACAGAGAGAGAGAAAUAAUGAGUGGGAGAGGCGGAGGCGCGGCCACCAAUGGCAAGGGCAAUACUGGACUUUCGGGUAUACCGGCGGGGUCUCGGAAGAUGGUGCAGAGCUUGAAAGAGAUUGUCAAUAACUGCACUGAGCAGGAGAUCUACGCUAUGCUUAAAGACUGCAACAUGGACCCUAACGAAGCCGUUAAUCGCCUCCUCGCCCAAGAUCCUUUUCAUGAAGUGAAGAGCAAACGAGAAAAGAAAAAGGAGACUAAGGAACCAACGGAGCCCAGGUCCCGUGGUGCUAAUAACACCUCAAAUCAUGGUGGUAGAGGUGGUGACCGGUAUGCUGCACGUAGCGGAUCAAACCACUUUAGCUCUAAUGAGUCUGGUUUUUCGCAUGGUAAGUCUGCAUACAAGAAGGAAAACGGAACACAUGCUUAUGCAGGUUCUGCAUCUGGCAUGGCAGGACAUAACAUGAGUAGAAGACCUACAUCCUACAGUGAUUCUGUGGGGACUGAAAAUAAAAUCUCAACAAUAAGCACAGAUGAUGCAAUAUAUUCAUCCUCACAGCCUUCUACUGGAUAUCAGUCUGCAUGGGUAGGGGUUCCAGGUCAAGUUUCCAUGGCCGACAUUGUUAAGAUGGGUAGGCCACAAGCUAAGACUUCCACCACGCCAAAACCCCCUAAUCACAGUGCUAAUCAUCAUGAUGUUGUGGCACCUUCUGAAGCAGAAUUUCAUCACAAUUUGCAUCCAUCACAAGAUCAUGUUCCCAAGGUGUCAGCGACCCAUACUGAGCCUGGAGCUGCUGCAAGCCAAUAUCUAUCUCCCAAUGAUGAGUGGCCCUUGAUUGAUCCACCUUCUGUUAGCAUGUCCUCUGUUUUAGGGGCACCCACAAACUCGGAGAUGUAUGCUGAUUCAUCUAACUUGCCCCUGGAUAGAACUAAUCAACAUAGAAUAUCCCAGCUAGACGAGGUUCAGGUGGAAGAAGAUGGUUCUGUUGAUGCAUUUCCAAGCCAUAAUGGGCCUACUUCUGUGUCUGGUAGACAUAUACAAGAAGAUAAUUCAGGGGGUGCAUCUGCCUUUGAUAAUAGCUUGUAUGAGGACAUAAAUUCCUACCAAACACAGCGACAUGCUUUUGAGGAAAAUGAAGCUGAAGAUGAAGCAUCAUCGGUGGCUGCAAACCUGCAGCAACUUAAUUUACAGAAUGAUGAUAGGGGAGCACCUCCUGAAGAUGAUAACCCUCCUGUGGUCAUCCCGAAUCACCUUCAACUCCAUACUCCAGAUUGCUUGAACUUGAGCUUUGGCAGUUUCCGAUCUGGCACUGAUUCUGCUACUUCUAGCUCUCGGCCACUACAAAGCAAUGUGGAAGAGACAUCUGGGGCUAUAGAUGUUUCUGCAAUUGGGCACUCAGAUUCUAGAAAUCCUGAGUAUUACGGAGAUGAGCAUCUCAUAAAUGCCUCCGAUGGAAAUUUGGUUCAUAGAACUGUGGCCAGUGGUGGAGAUUAUGACUCUCCUUCAGCUUCACCACCGGAGGUCUUAAAACAGGAAACCCCUGAAGCGUCUCAAGGGAAUCAGUAUGUGUUUCCUUCUGCACCUGGAUUUGCAUAUGAGAACUCCCAACAAUUGAAUGUGGCAUUUUCUCACCCACAGACAAGCUCACAGAUGCAGAAUAUUGCUCCCUUUUCAAGUGUGAUGCAGGCGUAUACGAAUUCAUUGCCCAGCACUCUGUUGGCUUCAAGUGCUCAGGCUGUAAGGGAAGAUUUUCCAUACUCACCCUUCCCCGUGUCACAAUCCAUGCCCACAAAAUACAGCAAUGCGGCUUCUUCUAUCAGUGGUCCCACCAUCUCCAUGACAGAGGCAUUGAGAGCAGGUGGUAUUUCUACACCUCAGCCUACUCCACAGAACCUGCCUGGUGCUAAUGUUCCGACCGGACCUGCUCUUCCACAACACCUUGCGGUGCACCCUUAUUCCCAACCCACUCUUCCUCUGGGGCAUUUUUCGAACAUGAUCGGUUAUCCUUUCUUGCCUCAGAGCUACACAUACAUGCCAUCGGCUUUCCAGCAGACUUUUGCUGGCAACAGCACAUACCAUCAGUCUCUGGCUGCAGUUCUCCCACAGUAUAAAAAUAGUGUCUCUGUUAGCAGUUUGCCUCAGUCUGCUAAUAUUCCGUCUGGUUACGGGUUUGGUAGCUCAACUAACAUUCCUGGAGGAAAUUUUCCUCUGAAUCCACCCUCAGCACCUACAGGCACAACAAUUGGCUACGAUGAUGUUAUAAACUCUCAGUACAAGGACAAUAGCCAUUUGAUCUCACUUCAGCAGAAUGACAACUCAGGCAUGUGGGUUCAUGGACCUGGUUCGCGAGCAAUGUCCGCUGUUCCAGCCAGCACAUAUUACAGCUUUCAGGGUCAGAAUCAGCAGCAUGCUGGGUUCCGGCAACCUCAGCAACCUUCACAGCAAUUCGCUGGAGCUCUUGGUUACCCUAACUUCUAUCACUCUCAGACGGGAAUGUCCCUGGAACAUCAACAGCAAAGUUCCAGGGACACAUCCCUCGGUGGCUCGCAAGGCCAGCCCUCCAAGCAGUCUCAACAGUUAUGGCAAAACACCUACUAAUCUCAGUCACCUCCCUCUCCCCAGUUUUUUUUCAGGGUCUUGUAGUGAGUUUGGAAGUGGCCAACCAGAGGCAUUAUCGCGGUCUUAAUAAUCGUCAUGUAUCAUUGUUUGGUCAUAAGAGACUGGCUGCUGCCCUGUGCCACGAGGUUGUAUUCUAGAUGCUAUUUCUUGGUCAUGUUUAACGUAGGAACACGUGUGCUAAUUUGGAUUAGUGGAUUUACUGCGUCCCUUUUCUUCGGUUUUCUCGUCUUUUUUUUUUCUUAUAGUGGAAAGUUGUUUUUCAUAACAAGUCUUGAAC
This is a messenger RNA of Prunus avium (sweet cherry), 3180 nucleotides long. Its product is annotated as Serine/Threonine-kinase, putative (DUF1296). The record is from RefSeq and is a predicted model, not a curated record. Lineage: Eukaryota; Viridiplantae; Streptophyta; Magnoliopsida; Rosales; Rosaceae. Gene Ontology annotation, molecular function: protein binding.